Molecule: messenger RNA, 240 nt
Organism: Linum tenue
Lineage: Eukaryota; Viridiplantae; Streptophyta; Magnoliopsida; Malpighiales; Linaceae
Source: the annotation of a GenBank genome assembly
AUGCAAAGGCUGGAAGGAUUCUUUGUUCUACUCCAAUUGAAGCUGAAGCACAAGCCAUCCUUGAAGCUUGUCAGGUGGCAGCUAAUGACCGUGUUCCUUCAACGAUCCUCUCCGAUUGUAAGAUUUUGGUGGACGCCGUUCAAAGUGCCCCUUCUUUGUGGCCUUGGCGCUGUUAUGCGACGCUUGCCUCAAUCACCAAGAUUCUGCGUUGUUCGAAUUGGAUCCAUCUUUUCUUCAUAG